AGAUAGCAGUAGCUACUUAAACACUCCAGCAGGAGCUCACAAAUUUUUACUUUGCAGAAGUCCUUGACUGUUUCACUCUCUCGUUCUUGGAAUGAAUUUGGAAAUGACUUCUGAUGACUUCAAGAGCAAGACUAUGAGGGAUCAACCUGAUCAGAAGCCAAAUGGAAAGAAAGCUAAAGGUCUUCAUUUUCUUUCUUCUCAGUGGUGGUGCCCUACUGCUGUGACCCUGGGGAUCCUUUGCUUGGGAUUACUGGUAAUUCUUAUAAUUCUGACAAUGCAAUUAUUACAGGUGUCUGAUCUCCUAAAGCAACAGCAAGCAAACCUUACUAACCAGGAAAUUAUACUGGAGGGACAGAUCUCAGCACAGCAGCAGGCAGAACAAGCUUCCCAGGAGUCAGAAAGGGAGCUCAAAGAAACAAUAGAAACCCUUACCCAAAAGCUGGAUGAAAAUUCCAAAAAACAGAUGGAACUUCAUCAGCAGACCCUGAAUCUCCAAGAAGCUCUAAGGAAAGCAGCAAACUUCUCAGGUCCUUGUCCCCAAGACUGGCUCUGGCAUGAAGAAAACUGUUACCUAUUUUCCUCUGGCCCAUUUAAUUGGGAAAAAAGCCAGGAGAACUGCUUGUCUUUGGAUGCCCAGAUGCUGAAAAUUAAUAGCACAGAUGAUCUGGAAUUCAUCCAGCAAGCAAGUGCCCAUUCCAAUUUCCCGUUCUGGAUGGGGUUGUCUCUGAGGAAACCCCGCAGUUCAUGGCUCUGGGAAGACGGCUCUCCUUUGAUGCCCCACUUGUUUAGACUCCAGGGUCCAGUUUCCCACAUCUAUCCUUCAGGCAGUUGUGCAUAUAUACAAAGGGGGGCUGUUUUUGCUGACAACUGCAUUUUAACUGCAUUCAGUAUAUGUCAGAAGAAGGCGAAUCUGUUGACAGCACAGUGAAUUUGAAAGCUCUGGAAGAAGAAAAGGAGAAUUCUCUUCUGGAAUUUAAGUUGUUCUUCACCACAGGUGCAAACCAUGAGAGCCCGGAGAACUGCUUGUUAUUAGCUGAUCACAGAACUCCUUGGCAGAGACUGGGCUUCCCGCCUGCCUGACACCUUGAUAUUAGAAAUUUUGAUUCUGUCUGUCUCUAUGUUUUUCACUUAGCUUGUCCCAAGUCUCCCUGCCAGCCCUUCAAUCUCCCUUCCCUUUGUAUAUUUUAAAGUUGUACUCCUCUUCAAGUCUUGGGAGCCCUCUGUACUCAGUCCUCUGCCUCGGUACCAUCUUUCCUUCACCCUCCUAAACCACAGAGAAAAAGAACGUGGAGAACUUGCCCAACUGGUGUAUGCAUGGAAAAAUGCAAGCGAACACAGCCCAUGAAGAAACAGAAAAGGGGAAAGGCCAUGCUGGAAUCCAGAAACUUGGGUUCUCAAUGUUGAAAGCUAUUACUUGUCGGUCUUUUAAAUUGUGAUCUUUCUCCAGAUUCCACCACGUACACACACGCACACACACAACACACACACAUGCCCACAUCAUCACAUUUUGGGGCAAUUGGGACGUUCCCAGGAAGUAAUUACGAAUUGAAUGAUCUUUUCAGUCAACUAAUCACAAUUCAUUAUUGGUUUUGAAAUCUGUAAUUAUUUCUACAUCCUUUAUCAAAGGACAGCUUAAUCUCUUUAAUCCUUCAGAUAGUAUCUGCUAAAAUCAUGGGGCCUGAGGCAAAAAUAGUAGAUUUUUUUUUCCCCCUAAAGUACACACCCUUUGUAAAUGAGUUCUUCUCAACUCUGUUGUCCUGUGCUAAUGUGGAUACACACAGGAUGAAAAUAGGAAGAUAUUCAAUUAAAGAACAAACUGAGCCAGGUAUGGGAAGAUAGCUGAAUAGAAACAGAUGGAAUUAGAAGUAUUCCUUCAAUUUUCAGUGUUUCUACUCCCUUGCUACCUCCCUUCACAGGUUAUUCCACUUUUUAGAGGAAGUCUUUCCAUUUAGUUGCCCAUAAUCUAGCACCAACUUUAGAAAAAAAGAAAAAGCUGUAUCAUUCCUUGGAAGACAAGAGAUAUUUUCUUUUGUUAGCACAUUUAUUGAUGUUUAAUUGGCAUAUAACAAACUGAAUAUAUUUGAAGUGCACAAUAAUUUUCAUAUAUGUGAACAUGUUCCCUUGAGAUCAUCGCCACAAUGAAGAUAGUGAACAUUUCCAUCAUCCCUCCAACUUUUGUCGUCCCUCCCCCAUGCCUUCUCCUCAGACAACCAUCAGCCUGCUUUCAGUUUGCAUUUGGUAGUAUUUCAUGUGAAUGGAGUCAAACAGUAUGCCUUUUUGUUUGUCUUUGGUCCAGCUUCUUUCACUGAGCAUAAUCAUUUUGAGAUUCAAUCACCUUGUUUCUUGCAUUAAUUUUUUUCAUUCUUUUCAAAUGUUGAGUAUUAUUCCCAUGUGAAUAUACCCCAGUUUGUUGAUAAAUGACCUGUUGAUGACCAUUUGGGGUGUUUUCAGUAUUUGUCUAUUGCAAAUAAAGGUGCUAUAUACAUUUGUGUACAA
This is a messenger RNA of Ailuropoda melanoleuca (giant panda), 2496 nucleotides long. It is a transcript of the gene OLR1, whose product is annotated as oxidized low density lipoprotein receptor 1. Gene Ontology annotation, molecular function: low-density lipoprotein particle receptor activity. The record is from RefSeq and is a predicted model, not a curated record. The coding region runs from base 92 to 928 and encodes 278 amino acids. Gene Ontology annotation, cellular component: signaling receptor complex; plasma membrane. Gene Ontology annotation, biological process: leukocyte cell-cell adhesion; lipoprotein metabolic process. Lineage: Eukaryota; Metazoa; Chordata; Mammalia; Carnivora; Ursidae. The transcript is spliced from 6 exons.